Messenger RNA from Rubroshorea leprosula, 1125 nucleotides. The record is from the annotation of a GenBank genome assembly. Lineage: Eukaryota; Viridiplantae; Streptophyta; Magnoliopsida; Malvales; Dipterocarpaceae.
GCUUUAAAAAAGUAUCUUCGAGGAGAAAUCUUUCAAGCCAAGGUGACAAUGCUCCGGUUGCAACGAUUUAUAGAGUUAAGCAUGAGAAACACCACGCUGGCCAUUGCAAAUAGGCGUUCCUGGUCAUGGAGAAAGAGCUUUCACAGAAGAACAAUGAGAGGAAUGAAGAAGGCAAUCAUCACAAGAGGUCAAAGUUCGCAUGGUGCCGGUCGUCGAGGAGAGAAACCCGCCGUUGACCUAGCUUCUCCUCAGCCACCUUUGAUCGUCUCGCAGUCGUCACCCGCCAGUACCGAGAAUUCCAAUCCGAGGUGCCCCUCCAACGUCAUUAGCCACGGUGCAGAACAGAGAGGAGGAAGUGUCUUAACUGAAGCAAAAGGAAGCUCCUCCAAAGUCGGAAAAAAAUGUAAAAUCUCAAGGAUUCAGAAAGUAAAGGAAAACUUGAAGAGGAUGAAGGCAGAAGUAGUGAAACAAAGAGCAGAAACAAGUCACAUAAGGCAGCUACUAAUGGAAGAAACGGCAAUAUUUCAAGCUGCCGCGGAAGGGAUUGAAUCAGUACUUGUCCAAGCUUGGGCUGAGAAUGAGUUGAUGCUGGAGCAAAACCAGGAGGACCAAUAUCUUUUGAUGCUAGGCGCUGGAGAUAUAGCCGGUUCGUUCAACCCAGCUAGUGGAGGUUAUACACCAGCAAAUCGUGGCCCUGCUAGUGGGGAUUAUACACUGGCCGUGACCUAUAGAGGAGACGUCUAUUUCGUGCCCGUACUGUAUUCGUUUUUCGUGAUUACACUUGUUGGCAUGCUAUAAGUUUAAUUAAGGGCAAUCCAUAUUUUACUUAUUGAGUUAUCUCACCUCGUUUUUCUCGUCCACCAUUUCAGGUAGUGUGCCCCGAGACUCGGAAAUCAAGGGGAGUGACGUGAAAAAAAAAAGGCUAGCCACUUGAGAUUUGACAUAGAUUUUAGAUACAUGUACACCACGCUCCUAUAAGUUAGAUUUUAAUUGGAAAUUUUAUGGUAUCAAAACUGAUUUUGUUCAGUAAGUUCCGAGCCUUGUGCAUUUGUGGGACUCGUCUCACGAGUGCACGACGUCUGUCGCGCCUCGGAUUUGGGUUCUGGGGCGUGACAAUGUUGUUUU